ACUUGAAUUGAAAAAACAAACAAAAUAGAAAAGAAAAUAAAUUCUACAAAGAUCGGAAAACGCUGUCACUCAUUCACAUGCAGUGUAGCUACCAACCAUCUCUACUUCGUCAAUUAGGGUUUCCUCUUCUUUUCAUCCAUCAUCAUCCCCAAUUUCCUCACUCUUCUACGAUCGAUGGGAAGCAAGGGUCGCAUGCCACCGCCACAGCAUCUCCGGCGGCCACAUCAACCAGGUCCUGCCAUGCUUCACCACGAACAAGUGGGUCCCACAAUGCACCACGCGCUACCACCCGGUCCCUUCGACCUUAUGCCACCACCACAGGUAAUGGAACAGAAACUCGCUUCACAGCACGGGGAAAUGCAGCGGUUAGCCACCGAGAAUCAGAGACUCGCCGCAACACACGGUGUUCUGAGACAGGAGCUUGCUGGUGCGCAACAUGAGCUGCAGAUGCUGCACGCGCACGUGGGGUCGCUUAAGGCGGAGAGGGAGCAGCAGAUGCGGGGUGUGAUUGAUAAGAUUGCGAAGAUGGAAGCGGAGUUGAAGGCGGCUGAACCGUUGAAAAUGGAGAUUCAGCAGGCGCGUGGAGAGGCUCAGAAUUUGGUGGUUGUGAGGGAAGAGCUUAUUUCAAAAGCUCAACAUUUGAGUCAAGAGAUUCAGAGGGUUCAUGUUGAUGUGCAGCAGAUUCCUGCUCUUAUGACAGAGCUUGAAUGUCUUAGACAGGAAUAUCAGCAUUGCAGGGCCACUUAUGACUAUGAAAAGAAAUUAUACAAUGACCACCUUGAGUCACUUCAAGUGAUGGAAAAGAACUAUGUUUCUAUGAGUAGGGAGGUGGAGAAGCUUCGAGCAGAGCUUACAAACACAGCUAAUGUUGAUCGAAGAAGUAGUGGGCCCUAUGGUGGCACCUCUGGAACUAAUGAUAAUGAGGCUUCUGGUCUUCCUCUGGGACAAACUGCAUAUAAAGAUGGUUAUGCUGUUGCACAGGCACGUGGUUCUCUCCCUGCUGCCAGUGGCGGCGGUGGUAAUGCUACUACAACUACUCCUGCACCGGCUGGAGGUCAACCUGGUCAAGCUUCUGCAGGGACUGGUUAUGAGGCUCCCAGAGGAGGUCCUGGUUACAUUGCACCUACAGGGCCUACUUACGACCCACAGAAGGGUUCUACUUACGACCCACAGAGGAUGAAUGGUUACGAUGCAUUUAGAGGAUCUGCUUACGAACCAAACAGAGGACAGAUGUUUGAUGCUUCUCAGAGAACUGGCUAUGAUCCACAGGGAGGUUCUGGUUAUGAAGCGCAGAGAGGACCUGCACCUGCUUAUGAUGCAUCAAGAGCAGCCGGCUAUGAUGCACAAUCAAGAGGUGUUGCUGGUCAACAUGGACAUGUUCCUCCGGCGAACAAUAUGACUUAUGGGUCCACGACACCACCUGUUCGUAGUGGAGGUGGUGGUGGAUACGAUCCUGCUCGAGGUGUAAACCCUGCUAGGAGAUGAGCUUGAGAUGCCAUACCAAUCAUACAUUUACGGCACUAAAAUCAUCAGAUAGAAUCUGAAUGCGUGUGGAGCUUCUGUCUAGUGCUUACCUGAAAGUGAAUCUCAUGAAAGUCUGACUUUGUCAUUGUCUUAUGCAACAGAGAUAAAACAUAUUUGUCUUCAUUGAGAAAUAUACAUUCUUACAGUAUAUAACUGCUAUAGAAUAGAUGAGUAUCAAAGUAACAAUCAACAUCUAUCUCUUUUUUGUGUGAAGCAAUCAAUCUUACUUUUAACUUUCAA
Cicer arietinum (chickpea) is the source of this 1764-nucleotide messenger RNA. Its product is annotated as protein FLX-like 2. Lineage: Eukaryota; Viridiplantae; Streptophyta; Magnoliopsida; Fabales; Fabaceae. The record is from RefSeq and is a predicted model, not a curated record.